UGAGUUCACGGCUGCGGACACAUCUCCGGCCCCUUUAGCGUCUUUGGCUCCGCCCCACAGCCGAACCGUUGCUACUGAAGUUACCAUUAGCAACUGGGCAGAGCCCGGCUGAACACCACUUCGCACCACUACCGGUGUUGUUGUCCUGGCAAACACGAUAAGCUCUCCCGUUUGCAGCGAACAGCACCGGCCGUAACAAACAAGUGGCUUGUUUGCUGUUGGGAUGUCAGUGAGACUGGCCAUGGUUCACACGUAAGGUCACAGUGAGUGGCACUGCCAUGUUGCCAGGAGUCGGUGUAUUUGGCACUGGGAGCACAGCCCGAGUGCUGGUCCCGCUGUUGAAAGCUGAAGGCUUUGAGGUUCAUGCACUGUGGGGACGGAGCGAAGAGGAAGCGUGCUGCUUGGCAAAGGAACUUGGCAUCCCGUUUCACACCAGCCGAUCUGAUGAUGUCCUCUUGCACCAAGAUGUCGAUCUGGUUUGCAUCUAUAUUCCACCAUCGAUGACGAGGCAGAUUGCAGUCAAAGCACUGGGUAUAGGCAAGAAUGUUGUGUGUGAGAAAGCUGCAACCGCUGUGGAUUCAUUCAAGAUGGUGACUGCAGCCAGAUAUUACCCCCAGCUGCUCAGUAUUAUGGGUAAUACCCUGCGCUUCCUGCCAGCCUUUGUUUCGAUGCGCCAGCUGCUGGUGGAGGGAUAUGUAGGUGAAAUGCAGGUGUGUGACGUCCGCGUGUACGGACCAAGCCUCCUGGAUCAGUCGUAUGGUUGGACCUGCGAAGAGUUGAUGGGAGGAGGCGGUCUGCACACCGUCGGCUCUGCCAUCAUCGACCUUUUAAGCUACCUGACAGGCGCCCGAGCCCAUCGUGUGCAUGGUUUACUGCGAACUUUUGUCCAACAAAAUGGCGUGAUCCGGGGCAUCCGCCGCGUAACAAGCGACGACUUUUGUUUCUUCCAAAUGUUGAUGGGUGGAACUCGGUCCGCUGGCGUGUGUUGCACUGUGACCCUGAACUUCAACAUGCCGGGCUCAUUUGUACAUGAGGUCAUGGUUGUUGGAUCCACUGGGAGAUUGGUUGCCAGGGGGACAGAACUGUACGGUCAACGCAAUGGGGGUAAGGGCGAGGAGCUGUUGCUAGGCGACAGCGGGUGGGUGGGGCCAGAGGCGAAAGAGAUGCCCCUUCCUCACCUGCAGGGACUGAGCUCCAUGGUAAAGGCACUGAGAUCGUCUUUUCAGGCUCACGAGGAGCGCCGCUCAUGGGCACGAGGACCAGUUGCCAUGGCACCAACCUUUGAGGACGGUCUGUACGUGCAGACAGUGGUGGAGGCGGUGAAACGGUCCAGCUGUAGUGGAGAAUGGGAGUGUGUCGAGAUCAUGAGUCAGGAGCCAGAUCCGAACCACAACCUGUGUGAGGCACUUCAGAGAAACAAAAACUAAAUUCUCUGCUGAAUGUUUCUCCUUUAACUCGGCUGCUUCAGCAGUUUAUAUUAAACAUGACUACUUUGCAUAUUCACGAAAUAUUUUAUUUGAAAGAACAUAACUGCGCUGUGGGUCAAACUGUUGUGAUUUGUUUGCACUCCAUGGCUCCAUUAUUCUGAUUCUUACCAGAAAAUAUUUUAAUAGUUCACGAUAGUAAAUCUGUUCAAAACUACCUGUGGUCCGUUGAUAGACGUUGGUGCCAAAAAGUAGACGCUGCCUCUUUUACCACACCUACAUCAAAUAUUGGCCAAAAGCAAAAGUGAUUCAAAGAGCCAGGGCAUGUCAGACUACAGCCUCUCUUUUUACUGGAAGCAGCUUAUUUUGUUACAUUAAUGUUGAAUGGAAAAUGUAUAAUGCCCUAAUACCUACAUAUCAUUGCGGUUAACGCUGUUUCCGAUCCUCCUUGUCAGACCAGUGGUUGGAUCAUAACGUGUAAUAAAUGGCACGAGCUCAGUCUUACUAUGGCAACAGGGCAUUUUGAUCUACCACGGUUUGUUCAAGCUGUUAAUUACUGUAAGUGAUGAAUCUCUGUUGUACAUGAACAUUUGGUGUUUAUGAGUUUGGAUGAAAAUAUAUUGGUGUGAAUAUGCACCAAUAGCACCUGCAUUACGAAUAGGAGUGUUUACCUCAGGUGUGAGUCUCAAAGCAUGUGGACGAUUUGACUAACAAAUAUUGUGUCGUCACUCUGGCAGAGCUCAAACAAAUCUCCACUGGAGCUAAACUGAUGCAGAAUGAGAAUAAUGGAGCUGUGUACAGUUUUGUAUUUUAUUUGGAUGUUGUGAUAAUGAGCAUUAAUUUCUAUAGUUGCAAGAGGGGCUUGUUGGUUUUUAUGUUAUACCAUACCAGGGAAUGAGUUAAAUAAGCUAUGGAGAGAAUAAAAGUAAUUUGUAGCAGCCCCCUCAAAAUACCCAGGUUUCAUUUAAAAUGUUUUGGGGUGGUUUGAGCAUCACUGUGUUGUAAGCUAGAUAAUAGGUAGUAAAAGGUUUGAGGUUCCCUGCUUCACACACACAGCAGCUACACCUACUCCUGUAUCAUCAACACACCACAUUUUCUGUUGUAAUUAAUUUCCAAAUAAAUACACAAUUUCAAGAGGUUUAAGAUGAGCGCAGUGCAGACCCUAAAUAAUGUCUGAUCAGAACAAACAGCAUUGAAACUAAAUAUAAGGAUGAACCUACCAACAUGUCAGGCCUGAACAUGUUGAGGAUUUGUUGCUACAAAAGAAACAUUUUAGGUGAAGAUUAGCAGGCUUGUCCUAGAUAUUUGAGAUUAGUGUCCAAUGAUUAAUACAUUUUUGAGUUUAAAAGCCUGAAAGUGUCUAAAAUAUCUGUUUACAUUUAAAUUUGUUAGCCAUUGAAGUAAUUGUGUGUAUUUACAGUGCUUUAAAAAGUUAUUACAGAUGUCGAAGUCAUAAUCUUCAGGACACUUUUUAAUACCAGUCAUACUGAAACUGUACUGAUAUUUUCAAUUAGUUGAACCACUGGAUUUGACGUGAGAGUAUCAACGUGAGCCUCUCUAAUGUGCUCAGACCAAGAGAAGGAAGCGUUUACAGUUGUCACAGUUUACUCACUGCCUCUCACUUUCGGUUAAUGCGAUUAUGGAGCCGCACUGUUGGCAUCGCAUCAACGGGAAGUUGUUGAAGAAAGAGGCAGUGUGUGCUGGUUUGAUUUGAUGAAUCUGUCCCUUUCUUGGAUCCAUGAUUAUCUGCAAAUAUGGAUAAAUACAUGCUUACCUCACGCUUUCCCAACAGUGCUUUACGAGUUUACAUUCAGUGUCACGUUUUCCUGCAGAACACGUAAACAUUAAAAUACAUUCCAACAGUUUUCACCUUCUCGUCAACAGCUGUGUUUUUGUUUUUGACUUGUUUUUUUGCACUGAAAACUGAGAAAAUGACACAUAUUUAAAAUGCAGUGUAGCGUUUGUACCAGCUGGCUCUCUGCAGCAAAGAUGAGUUUAACAUUUGUAUGAGGAAGACUUUUUGUAUUUAUUUGAGUUGAUGUGGAGGAAGUUUGCCAUCGCUUGUUCUGUGUUUUCAGCCUGUGAAUUUCUCUUGAAAGCUGUAAUAUUUAUCUUUUUUUUUUUGGAUUUAGUUUUGUUUUAACUGAUAAUAUUGGCCUUUUGAGCACUAAUGUGUUGCUUUAAUGUUGGGAAACUGUACUGUUCAUCUGCCUGACAGAUAUUUCUUGUAAUAAAUAUCUGCUCUGUGUU
This is a messenger RNA of Mugil cephalus (flathead mullet), 3674 nucleotides long. It is a transcript of the gene gfod2, whose product is annotated as glucose-fructose oxidoreductase domain containing 2. NCBI's taxonomy places the organism in Eukaryota, Metazoa, Chordata, Actinopteri, Mugiliformes, Mugilidae. Gene Ontology annotation, molecular function: nucleotide binding. The record is from RefSeq and is a predicted model, not a curated record. Bases 279 to 1427 code for a protein of 382 amino acids. The transcript is spliced from 3 exons.